Arabidopsis thaliana (thale cress) is the source of this 2160-nucleotide messenger RNA. Its product is annotated as SOUL heme-binding family protein. The record is from RefSeq and is marked reviewed. The transcript is spliced from 8 exons. Gene Ontology annotation, cellular component: plastoglobule. Lineage: Eukaryota; Viridiplantae; Streptophyta; Magnoliopsida; Brassicales; Brassicaceae. The coding region runs from base 172 to 1101 and encodes 309 amino acids.
ACUUAAAAAAAUAAAUAAGUGAAAUUCCAAAGGGAGAUAAUUAAAAAUCGAUUUGGUAUGAGAAAAAUCUACCGGUAUGGUAUGAGAGAACCAAAAUCGAGCGGUCGUUAAUAAUUAGAACGAAAACAGAACAAAGAGAGAACGAAAACAGAACAAAGAUUGCGAAGAGAAAUGAUGAUGAUCAGCUCCUCCUCCAUUACAUCAUCCCUUUCUCUUCUGUCUUCAUCUCCUGAGAAAUUGCCCCUCAUAAACCCUAUCCAGAGAUGCCCAAUUACUUACUCCGGCUUCAGAACGGCGAGCGUGAACAGAGCUAUCCGGCGGCAGCCGCAGAGUCCAGCCGUGUCCGCCACUGAAUCUAGGGUUUCUCUCGUCCUUGCUCUCGCCUCUCAAGCUUCCUCUGUCUCUCAACGCCUUUUGGCUGAUUUGGCGAUGGAGACUGCGAAAUAUGUGUUUCCCAAGAGAUUUGAUAGCUCUACUAAUCUUGAAGAAGCUUUCAUGUCUGUUCCGGAUCUCGAGACAAUGAACUUUAGAGUUCUAUUUAGAACAGACAAGUACGAGAUUAGACAAGUUGAGCCUUAUUUUGUGGCCGAGACUAUAAUGCCAGGGGAAACUGGAUUUGACUCUUAUGGUGCUUCCAAGUCUUUUAAUGUUUUAGCUGAGUACCUCUUUGGUAAGAACACAAUAAAGGAGAAAAUGGAGAUGACGACCCCUGUUGUUACUCGGAAAGUCCAAUCUGUUGGAGAGAAGAUGGAAAUGACAACUCCAGUGAUAACUAGCAAGGCAAAAGAUCAAAACCAGUGGCGGAUGUCUUUUGUCAUGCCCUCAAAGUAUGGUUCGAAUUUGCCAUUACCAAAAGAUCCUUCAGUCAAAAUUCAGCAAGUGCCACGAAAGAUUGUUGCUGUUGUCGCCUUCUCAGGCUAUGUUACCGAUGAAGAGAUUGAGAGACGGGAGAGAGAACUAAGGAGAGCUCUUCAAAAUGACAAGAAGUUCCGAGUGAGAGAUGGAGUAUCAUUUGAAGUUGCACAGUAUAAUCCACCAUUCACUCUCCCGUUUAUGCGCCGCAACGAGGUCUCUCUCGAAGUUGAAAACAAAGAAGAUUAGCCCCAUCACAAGUCAUACAUACAUGUAUAUAUUAUAUGUAUACACAGUUAAAUACUUGUGCUAAAGACAAAACGCGUUUACUUGAAUAGUUGAAAAUGAGUAGUAAUUACUGGUCCUGGAAGCCAUUUUCUUCACCCACCAUUAUGAUGCAUCUUUACUUCGCUUAUAGCCCACUAGAGAUGCCUACUAUAGGCUUUGAAAUUAACCCAAAGAAGCACUCAGGACCUUUUAACUUUUGGAAAAUUCCGUCCUAACAAGUUUACAUUUUUGGGGUUUAGUACAAAUUUUUAAACUUUCUACAAAAAGGGUUUCAUGUACUACCAACCCUUGGAACAGUAUUUCUGGGAAUUACAAGUUUUCUUCUUUUCUCUUGAACAAGCUUGUGUUAUCUAUCUAUGUAUAUAAGUAUAUGUCACAUAUAUAUCUAGAUAUAACAUCCCAUGGGCUAAUCAGUUUCAGGAAUGCUAUCUAACAAAGGUCUCCAGCCUUCUUUAUGACACUCAUCAUCAUCAUCACACAGAUGUUGCUUAGCAAGAGUCCUAUAAACCAUUUCAUGAACAGAACCUCCUUGAAGCAGCUUCUCCAGCUCUUGCUUACUCACAACCAUCUUCACUCUCACAACACCAUUAGUCUUCUCCUUGGUGUUGUCACAACAAUCUGUUAAUCUAUCUUCUUCUUGUUCUUCUUUUUCCACCUCUGGAUUUGCAAACCUGACUUUCUUCAUCGUCUUCUUCAUGUGCUUGAUUGAGUUAGUCUCCUGGGGCAAUAGAUAGUAGAGACGGCCACAGAGAAGCUUGGCUUGGGGAUGAAGAUGACAAUUGUUGGUGAGAGAGUCAAAGAGAGAGUAGUGAGGAGAGAAUUGGGUGAGGAUGUGAUGAACCUUCAUAGGUCCUCUGUAUUCAACUACUUUCCCAUCAUUUCUCAUUAUCUUUAUCACUUUCUUCUCCAUUACUAAACAGUUCCCCAUACUUUUUGUUUGUUUGUUUGUUUUUUUCUAACUUUAGUUUGUGCUUUCUUCUGUAUAUGUGUUUAGAGAUUUUUUUGUUUCUUGAGUUUUGG